Molecule: messenger RNA, 1065 nt
Organism: Sparassis crispa
Lineage: Eukaryota; Fungi; Basidiomycota; Agaricomycetes; Polyporales; Sparassidaceae
Product: Set1 complex component swd3
Exons: 8
Coding region: 1-1065 (354 amino acids)
Molecular function (GO): protein binding
Source: RefSeq, a predicted model, not a curated record
AUGGAUACGCGAAAAGAGAUGGAGGAAUCUUCCACAGAUGAAGAUGCUGCAUCGCAGACAACUGAGGAUGAUCCUCAGGUACCAGAACGACAAGAACCUCAAACGCAACCACCGCCGCCGGCAGCAGUGUCCGCACCUAGCGGCAGAGAACGACCACAUUACGAACUCCGACAUACCAUGCGGGGACACACAUCAUCCAUUUCUGCGGUUAAAUUCAGUCCGGACGGCACACUUCUUGCGUCUUGCGGAAAUGACCGCGUGGUCAAAAUUUGGUCUCCGUUCACGGGGGAACUAAUUAGGAAUCUGAAUGGCCACACGAAGGGGCUGUCUGAUAUUGCAUGGUCCUCUGAUAGUGUCUAUCUGGCCUCCGCCUCGGACGACACUACCAUUCGAAUAUGGGACGUCGAUUCAGGGAUAACAAGUCGGACAUUGCGGGGACAUACGAGCUAUGUAUUCUGUGUGAACUAUAACUCGACGUCCAACCUGCUCGUGUCUGGCGCUUGUGAUGGGGACGUUCGAAUAUGGAACGCCUCGAAAGGCAAAUGUAUGAAGACGAUACACGCUCAUCUGGACUACGUGACUGCCGUUCACUUUAACAGGGAUGCAACAUUAAUUGUGUCCUGUUCGCUCGACGGGCUUAUCCGAAUUUGGAACACCACCUCCGGGCAAUGUCUGAAAACGCUCGCCGAGGGCCACGAUGCCAUUUGCCAACAUGUGCAAUUUUCGCCCAAUUCCAAGUAUAUCCUAUCGACUGCGCAUGACAGCGCUAUCCGCCUCUGGGAUUACCAGACGUCCCGCUGUCUCAAGACAUAUGUCGGACACACAAACCAGAAAUACUGCAUUGCGGCAUGUUUUAGCGUGACCGGAGGUAAAUGGAUAGUUUCUGGGAGCGAGGAUAAUAAAGUUUACCUGUGGGACCUCCAAACGCGCGAGGUUGUGCAGAUGUUAGAGGGGCACACUGACGUCGUUGUUGCGGUCGCAACACAUCCCCAACAAAAUAUGAUCGCGUCAGGGUCAAUGGAUUCCGAUCUGACCGUUCGAAUAUGGGCCGAUAGAGCUGGGUAA